GCCACAGUUGUAUCCUCUCCCCUUGGUCAAGAUCCUCAUCCCACAUCUUCUGUUCGCAAGGCGAUGGUUGAUGAGGUGGAGGGGUUCAUUCAAUUUCGCAGCCCAAUUUUUGCCGUUGGAGCAUCAAAUAGUAUUAUGGUGAAGGUGACAACCUCUCUCAAUUGUUUGUGCACUAAACCUAUAUACGACGUUGUUAUUAGUAAUGAAUUUCAAGACACCGAAGCUUAUUGUGAGCAAAGAGAGGCUUUUAUCGCCUUGCUUGACGGGUGGAUGCAUCAGCGUGUUCGUUUUGUUGGUCUCGAGCGAGCCACAUUAUUUAGCGGCCAGCUGAACGAGGUCGAAGUGUGGUGCUAUGUGCCAGGAAGGAGUAGCGUGGAGAUCGUUCCGAUUAGUUCAGGAUUUGUCUCUUCUAAACCUCAUACCUGUCCCAACUGGCCGCCGCAUCUACUGCCGUGCGUGGACUUGAAUGUUACAAGCUCCUAUCUACAUUUUUGCGCAGUCGAGUGUCAUGGUUGUGGAGAUGGCGUUGCACGAGACGCCAUUCUUGACACUCACUCUUUCUCUACUCCACUGUUACCGAAGUCUCGGAUCCGUGUCUUCGGUUUGUGGGUUGUUCAAGGUCGGUACCUGCAGCCCGGCGUCUUUACUUCUUGGCAGAGUGCAGAUGGUUCUCCUACCACCUUCUUCACUCUCCCUCUUCAUCCUAAUGCUGCUUCGCCUUCAAAAAGUGCUUUGCGACUGGCAUUGAUGGAGAUUUUUACCCCGCCUUUGGGUGCAACUGGAAGCGAGGGCCAAGAGAAGGCUUCUCUCUGGACUGAGUCGGCUUUAAAUGCCAUUUUCGGUAAUACGAGGAGAAGCGAGUCCCCAUCUGCCAUUCAUUUAGCUGACAAAUUCAUCCGCCUGCACGAACACAUGCCUUCACCAUGCAUAAGCCAUCUUUUUUUGACCUCGGACGACCUUGACGACGUCAGCUCCGCGUUUCAAUCAACUGAAGAACCUAUUGAUCUGAGUGGUAGAACGCUUCAAAUUUUUGAACCACGCGCCACGUCGCAGGAGGUCAUUUUGAUUGCCCGACUAGGGAUGGAUGCAUGCACUGGAGCACUGAAAAUCGGUCCGAUCUUUGGUUCAAAACAAUCGGCAAAAAUUCCUCUGCUGCUACUUUCCCCUUCCACGACUGACUUGGGGGUAGGAAGUCCAUUUGGCGAGGUGGUACUGAUCAGACGUCCUCGUCUAGUCGUUUCGGUUGUGAGCGAAGAGGCCCUGACCGUUCGUGCCUUUGGACAAUGGUAA
Hydatigera taeniaeformis is the source of this 1290-nucleotide messenger RNA. The record is from the annotation of a GenBank genome assembly. Lineage: Eukaryota; Metazoa; Platyhelminthes; Cestoda; Cyclophyllidea; Taeniidae.